AUGGCUCUCGUCGACUACUCGUCGUCCGACUCGGCAUCUGAGCCGGGCUCACCCCCGCCCAAACGCCGCAAGGCCGCCGACGGUGGCCCGGAAGGGCCCGUCGCCAGCAAACACAACAAGACCACCGGCACUGCUUCAUCCGCGAGUCAACCGGAAGGCAACUCCGCACUGCCUCCGCUCCCGGAGGAAUUCCACGACUUGUAUGCCUCCACCGUACGAACCAGCACCGCCGAUGAUCCCACCCUCCACCAGGGUCGGAAGCGUGCCAUUCCACACAUCGUCGGCCAUUGGCCUUCUCACGUCUACAUUGAAUCAUCCCAGCACGCCCUGCUCACAAAUCUCCUAGCCAAGAUCGCGCCCCUUCUCAAGUCUCAAAAGCUGCAACCUCUACUAACCUCAGACCUAAACGCCCCGCUGCCCCUCCACGUCUCCCUCACCCGCCCUCUCUCCCUGACCACAGCUCAAAAGGACGACUUCCUCUCCGCCCUCACCUCGUCCGUCUCCCACGCCACAGGGCCCUUCACCCUCUCCCCGCGCGGGAUGGGCUUCUUCAAAUCCCCAGACUCGGACCGCGCCUUCCUGAUCCUCCGUGUCGCUGACCCCCUCGCCUCCUCACGAGAUAGCAACACCACCACCGGCAAGAACCCGCAGCUCCGCGCCCUGCUGACAAAGUGCAACACCGUCGCUCUCCGCUUCGGCCAGCAGCCGCUAUACCAGGCCCGCGCGACCGAGCUCGUCGACGACGCCUUCCACGUGAGCAUCGGCUGGACGUUUGGCCUGCCGCCCGAGGACGCGUGUCUGCAGACGUACGGGAUGUUGCGGCUUCCGGAGUUUGCAGAGGUGAAGAAGUGGGAGAUUCCCGUCUCGGGCGUCAAGGCCAAGAUCGGGAACGUGGUGACGCAUGUCCCACUGCGGGAUGCGCAGAAGAGGGAUGGCGAGGAGGACAGUCUGUUCGGAUGA
Molecule: messenger RNA, 960 nt
Organism: Colletotrichum chrysophilum
Lineage: Eukaryota; Fungi; Ascomycota; Sordariomycetes; Glomerellales; Glomerellaceae
Exons: 2
Coding region: 1-960 (319 amino acids)
Biological process (GO): U6 snRNA 3'-end processing
Cellular component (GO): nucleus
Molecular function (GO): 3'-5'-RNA exonuclease activity
Source: RefSeq, a predicted model, not a curated record